AUGGCGUCGGCUUUUCACAGAUGCCAGCAUUGUGGCUACGAGACAGACCUCUCGAACAAUCUGGCGGCGUUUGAAGAGAACCCUCAUUGCAGACAGUGCGGACUAUCGGCCUCCGAGAGCGAUAUCAAGAUGCAGGACGACCUGAUCCACAUGAUGACACGCAACCUGCAUCUCGGUUCCUUUCAGCCUCCAUCCGACAUGUCGAUGCCCCCGACUCCUCAAGUCGUCCCGCAGUCGACACCGAUCACGUAUAUCACACAACACUAUCACCAUUCAGCACACCAGGCACCACAUGAUCUUCCAAUUUCAACGGUCCUAGAACAGUCUGGCAUCAAUGCCUCGGUGUUGUUCCCAUCUCAGUUGCAGUUGUUCAAGAAUGCGGAGCCUGAACAAAGGUUGAGGUUGAUAGAGCUUUGGCAAAUCGCGCCUCCAACGUAUGGCAACCAGAUGCACCCUGAUAAUUUGGCGAAUUGGCCACAGACAAGCAUGGAAAGAGAAGAACAAGCGGCCAAGUAUCGAUUGCAGUUGGCGGAACAAGAGAAACUGAAGAAUUUGUGUGCUCUUCCUACGGUUGACCUCAAGCACACUGCCGAGCCGUACAUACUGCAUGGCUACGAGGCACAGCCAAACAUACACGGAGUUACAGCUUCCACAGAACUUGGGCCCAUGAUGAUGAAGGAGGAUAACUACAAACAAUCAAAGGACCCGGCGUACAACAGCAGAGAGUGGUGGCAUUUGUCCGACGAUGAGCCGAUGGAACAUCAAUACGGCAUGCUCCAGCAGAUGUAUGGGUAUGGAAUUGAUUAUUCGGUUGCUAGACGCGGCGAUGGGGAUGCGGAGAUGUCUUGA
Fonsecaea nubica is the source of this 849-nucleotide messenger RNA. RefSeq lists its product as hypothetical. Lineage: Eukaryota; Fungi; Ascomycota; Eurotiomycetes; Chaetothyriales; Herpotrichiellaceae. Bases 1 to 849 code for a protein of 282 amino acids. The record is from RefSeq and is a predicted model, not a curated record. The transcript is spliced from 2 exons.